Molecule: messenger RNA, 1902 nt
Organism: Trachymyrmex septentrionalis
Lineage: Eukaryota; Metazoa; Arthropoda; Insecta; Hymenoptera; Formicidae
Product: glucose dehydrogenase [FAD, quinone]-like
Exons: 2
Coding region: 1-1902 (633 amino acids)
Molecular function (GO): flavin adenine dinucleotide binding; oxidoreductase activity, acting on CH-OH group of donors
Source: RefSeq, a predicted model, not a curated record
AUGAUAAAGACGGCCAUCUUUUUCGUUAUCUUUGCCAUCACUAGUGGCCAAUUAAACAACAAUCUUUAUGACGAUUAUACGGGAGGAUCAAGAUUAAUAAAUAUACUAAAGCUACCUAAAGCACUCGUGGAUUUCUUCACACAGAGCCAACGUUAUUUAGCCGAACAAGUACAAGACACAACACCGCAAUCUGGAGAUACGUUUGAUUUUAUAGUAAUUGGCGCUGGUACAGCCGGUGCGACUAUAGCUGCGAGAUUGAGCAAGAUUUCUCAGAUUAAAGUGCUACUGAUCGAAGAUGGAACACAUGAAGACUUAUACAUGGAUAUCCCGUUACUUUGUAGUAUGCUGCAAAAGACCAAGAUAAAUCGAAGCUAUCGAACGAAGCCAUCCAAUAAGUACUGUCUAGGCAUAGAAGGCAAUAACUGCGUUUGUCCAACGGCAAAAGUUAUUGGUGGAAGUAGCGUACUAAAUUUUAUGGUUGCUACUAGAGGAAACGCGGAGGACUACGAUCGCUGGGCCGAGAUGGGAAACAAAGGCUGGGCAUAUAAGGAUGUCCUCAAAUAUUUUAAAAAAUUAGAAACAAUGGAUAUCCCUGAACUGAAAUCGGAUAUUACCUAUCAUAAUACCAAUGGACCAGUACAUAUCACCCAAUCAGAAUAUCGCACGGGCGUGGCAAAAGCAUUUAUACAAGCUAGCAAGGAAAUGGGAUAUCCAAUAGUAGAUUACAACGGAAAGGAAGAAAUAGGAUUCUCAUAUGUACAGAGAACAAUUAUGAACGGCACCCGUAUGAGCAGCAACAGAGCAUAUCUUAAUCCUGCGCGCGAUCGCAAGAAUCUUCAUGUAACUCUUGAAAGUAUGGUGACAAAACUGUUAAUCGAUCCUAGUACAAAACGAGCAAUCGGCGUAGAGUUUGUUAAGCAUGAUCAGACUACACGUGUGAUUGCGAACAAAGAAGUGAUCGUAUGUGCAGGUGCUAUUGGAUCACCUCAAUUAUUGAUGUUAUCCGGCAUUGGACCAAUGAAACAUCUUAUCAACUUAGGUAUAGACGUCGUCCAAGAUGCACCAGUCGGUGAGAACUUUAUGGAUCAUAUAGCCUUCUACGGAUUAACAUGGGCAAUAAAUACAUCGACAAGUUUACUAUCAAGCGAACAGUUAAAUCCUUUUAAUCCAUAUAUAACCGAUUUUUUAUUAAAGCGAACAGGACCGUUCACGAUCCCGGGUGGACUAGAAGGCAUUGGUUUUAUUAAUACAAAACAUCCGGAAAAACGUAACGGUUUACCAGAUAUCGAACUACUGUUUACCAGUGUUUCAUUUAAAAAUUAUAUUUUUUCAGAUAUGUUACAUUUAAAAAAAUCUAUACGUCAGGAAUGGAGUAAAUAUGUUGAUACAUUUGGUUGGAGUCUUAUGCCAAUAUUGAUGAAACCAAAAAGUCGUGGUCGAAUAACGUUAUUGGCUAACGACGUUAAUGUUAAACCAGAGAUUACGCUGAAUUAUUUCAACGAUCCAAAUGAUAUGAAGACAAUGAUCGCUGGUCUUAGAACUGCAUUAAAUUUUGGUCAAACAAAGGCGAUGCAGGCAUUGAAUUCUCAGUUGUUGCAAAUUACUUGUACUGAAUGCCAUGACUAUGAGUAUGAUUCUAAUGCUUAUUGGGAAUGCAUGUUAAGACUCCUGACUUCCACGGUUUUUCACUAUUGUGGAACUUGCAAAAUGGGAGCAAAGGGAGAUCCUACCGCCGUCGUUGAUCCUAAAUUAAAGGUGAUCGGUAUUCAAGGAUUACGAGUGGCAGAUGCGUCUAUCAUGCCCGAAAUUAUAUCGGGGCACUUAAGUAUACCUGUUUAUAUGAUUGCUGAAAAAGCUGCGGAUAUGAUUAAAGAAGAAUGGGGUUAUUUAGAGAAAUCAUGA